Phytophthora infestans T30-4 is the source of this 954-nucleotide messenger RNA. RefSeq lists its product as uncharacterized. The coding region runs from base 1 to 954 and encodes 317 amino acids. The transcript has 3 exons. The record is from RefSeq and is a predicted model, not a curated record. Lineage: Eukaryota; Oomycota; Peronosporomycetes; Peronosporales; Peronosporaceae.
AUGGUUUUGCGCCUCAUGCGUAGCCAGCGCGUCUGGUGGUGGAUGGGCUCGCUUGUUCUGGGCGGUGUGGGACUUGUAGCUUUUGGACCUGAGCUCAAGCUCGGUAUGAGUAAACACACCGCCGAGGUAGCGUCUCGCUCGCUGCAGGACGAAACACUACGCGAUAACUCGCGGGAGCUAGCGUCACAGAUCGUGCAGACGGUGCUGAAUGACCCCAAGGUGCUUGAUCAAGCCUCUAGGUUCCUGCAAAGGCUUGUAGUGGUGGAGACGACGCGCGAAGCUCUGAGAGCAUUGGUGAUCCAUACACUAAACGAUCCAAUGACGAGGACACAGGUAGCGGACAUCACGAAGCACACGGUGGCAGCGUUACUGGAAGACCCCAAGACUCUGCGUCAAUUGGUCGAUUUGUUGCGCUCGACUGUAGUGGAUCCACAGGCGAAAGAAGCUCUGUUGCUGCUAUUGGAGCAAAUUAUGCGUGACGACCAGACUCGAGCCAACUUGACUCAAUUAUUGGCGCACACGUUCCUGCAAGACGCAGUGAAGCAGAACGUGACCAAAACGCUCGGAGACUCGGUACACGACGUGUUGAGUCGUGGAGACAUUCAGAACCACGCCAAGGAGUUUGUCAGCGGUGUGGUUCGGGACCAAACAGUGCAGGCUCAGAGCGGGGAAGCCAUCUGGGGCACCUUCAUGUACGCUUUAACUCCCGGUUGGCUGUCGUGGAUCUGGGAGAACCCGGACAAAGUGGUUAAAGACGGAGCCACGACGCCAGCAGCGGAGGCGGCGAAGGUCAUGGUGGCGGCCACUGCAGCUGAAGAUAAACUGGAGAAGCAGAAGAAGGAAGCUGAGACGAAGGAUACUGAUCUAGCGGAGAUUGCGUCAUCACAAGCGGACUUCGCUGAGCGAUACGAAGAUCGACACUGGAGUGGCUCGGGCAGUGGCUUUGUGGGAUGA